UGUUUUCUCUCAUUUUAACUAGCAAACUAACAAGAGAUUUUCGCCGCUGGCACUCGGCGUGGGUCGGAGAGCGAACAGACGAGGGGUGACAAAGCUGCACCGAGUGGAGAUGAUUGUGUUUCCUGCUCGGCGCAGGGCGGGGUGAUGUUUCUGUUCCGGUAUAAAAGCAAAAUGGAUCCCAGACGAGCAGCGGAGCUCUCGUGUGACCAAGGAGACAACAAUGAAGGCGUAGCGAGGGGAAGGCAGUGAAGACAAUGAGGACUUUAUUUCAACUAUGUUGUCUCUUCCUGGUUACUGGGCGAGCGUCGGCCGCCGGGAACCAAACCGUGGACGGCAGCCGGUACAUCAUCAUCGGGGACGGCUCGUCCAACGAAUUCGAGUUUCCUGAAAACACCAACGGCGUGAUUGUGGUGUCCAGCUUGUACCGGAGCCCGAACCCGGAAGCGGGCGGGAAAGAGACCGUGACGGUUCGCUCCUUGGACCCGGAGGUCCUCUCCAUCCUCAACGUGACGGACGGCGGCCACGCGGGACCCACUAAGAGCUACGUCAUCAGCAUCCGCUCCGGGUUCCCCGGCCAGGCCCAGCUCGAAAUCCGGCUUCUCCUGGACCCGGACCGGGACUCCGAGGUGCUGAUCGAGGAGAGAACGGACUACUCCAUCAUCGUGGCGCCCGGUCGCGACGACACCGCCACGCGACUCGUCCGCUCAGGCGGCUUGGCCCAUUUCUCGGAGAACCCGGUUCUGUUCGCCUUGCUGCCCCUCAUCUUCGUCAACAAGUGUGCCUUCGGCUGCAAGGUGGAGGUGGAGGUUCUAAAGGCGCUGCUGAGGAGUCCGCUUCCUCUGCUGCUGGGGGUUCUGGCCCAGUUCCUGGUGAUGCCGCUGUACGCCUACUGUGUGGCCCGCCUGGCCGUCCUGCCCAAAGCGCUAGCCUUGGGGUUGGUCAUCACUUGCUCCGCCCCUGGCGGUGGAGGCGGGUACCUGUACAGCCUCCUGCUGGGGGGCGACGUCACCCUGGCCAUCUCCAUGACAUUGGUGUCCACGGUGGUGGCGGCCGGCGCCAUGCCGCUGUCGUCGGCGCUGUACGGCCGUGUGCUGGGCGUGCACGCCGCCCUGCACGUGCCCUUCGUGAAGAUCCUGCUCACCCUCCUCUUCAUCGCCAUCCCCAUCUCGCUGGGCAUGAUGGUGAAGCUGCGCCUGCCCGCCCUGACCCGCGUCCUGCUGGGACUCAUCAGGCCCUUCAGCUUCGUGCUGAUUGUGGGCGGCAUCUUCAUGGCAUACCAGAUGGGGGCGUCCAUCCUGGCCGACGUCAGGCCCCAGAUCGUGGCGGUGGGGGCCACGGUGCCUUUGCUGGGCUUGGCGGUGGGGGCGGUCCUGGCUAAGUUGGCGGGCUUGGCCCCGCCGCAGAGGAAGACGGUGAGCAUCGAGGUCGGCGUCCAGAACAGCCUGCUGGCGCUCGCCGUCAUGCAGCUGUCCUUUCGCCGCGUGGAGGCGGACUUUGCGUCGCAGGCGCCGUUCAUAGUGGCGCUGAGCAGCACCUCGGAGAUGCUCCUCAUGGUGCUGGCCUUUUACACCCGCCGCUGGUUGUGUGGCUCGCACGCCCCCGCCAGCAACACCUGAUUGUAACUUUUAUUUUGAAAAACGCAACCUGUGGAAAAAAGCUGUUUCACUUUUAUCGACUUUUUGUGGAUCCUCUUUUUCAUACGUUUUCACAAAAAAACCAAAGGCCUUCUACCCCUCACAUCAUUUUGUGAUCUUUUCAGUCAACAGUGGAACCCCCUUAAGUCGACAACGCCCGUUUAUGCCUACAACUUUUUUGUUCCGUUUAUAUUGACAAUCUGUCUGCGCCGACAACCCAUUUAUGUUGUCAACCCAUUUAUCCCGUUCAUAAUGGCAGCCUGUUCAUCUUGGCAACCUGUUUAUAUUGAGAACCUGUUCAUGAUGACAACCCGUUUAUGUUGACAGCCCAUUUAUGUCAUAGACCCGUCUCAGAGGUCGACAACCCAUUUAUGUUGUCAACCCAUUUAUUCCGUUCAUAUUGGCAACCUGUUUAUAUUGAGAACAUGUUCAUGUUGACAACCCGUGUAUGUUGUCAGCCCAUUUAUGUCAUAGACACGUCUCAAAUGUCAACAACCGUUUAUGUUGACCACCAUUUUAUGUCAACAACCCAUCUAUGACGACAACCUGUUUAUGUCAUCAACACAUCUAUCCUGUUUAUAUUAACAACCCGUUUAUGUCAACAACGCCCCGUCUACAGCGAUGACCAGUUCAUAUUGGCAACCUGUUUAUGUUGACAGCGGGUUUAUGUCAUAGACCAGUCUCAAAUGUCAAAAACCCAUUUAAGUCAUUUAACAACCCAUCUAUGACGACAACCUGUGUAUGUCGUCACCACAUCUAUCCUGUCUGUCAUAAACCCGUCUCAAAUGUCAACAACCCGUUUAUGUUGACCAUCAUUUUAUGUCAACAACCCAUCUAUGACGAUAACCUGUUUAUGUCAUCAACACAUCUAUCCUGUCAACAACGCCCUGUCUACAGUGACAACCAGUUAAUAUUGGCAACCUGUUUAUGUUGACAACACAUCAAUGUUGACAAGCCGUUUAUUUUGACAGUUCUUUUAUAUCGACAACCCAUUUAUGUUGACCACCCGUUUAUGUCAGUGACAACCUGUUUGUUGACAGCCCAUAUAUGUCAUAGACCUGUCUCAAAUGUCAAAAACCCAUUUAAGUCAUUUAACAACCCAUCUAUGACGACAACCUGUGUAUGUCGUCACCACAUCUAUCCUGUCUAUGUUGACAACCCGUGUAUGUUGACAGCCCAUUUAUGUCAUAGACCCGUCUCAAAUGUCAACAACCCGUUUAUGUUGACCACCCUUUUAUGUCAACAACCCAUCUAUGACGACAACCUGUUUAUGUCAACACAUCUAUCCUGUCAACAACGCCCUGUCUACAGUGACAACCAGUUAAUAUUGGCAACCUGUUUAUGUUGACAACCCAUCGAUGUUGACAAGCCGUUUAUUUUGACAGAUCUUUUAUAUCGACAACCCAUUUAUGUUGACCACCCGUUUGUCAGUGACAACUUGUUUAUGUUGACAGCCCAUAUAUGUCAUAGAACCGUCUCAAAUGUCAACAACCCAUUUAUGUUGUCAACCCAUUUAUUCCGUUCGUAUCGGCAACCUGUUUAUAUUGAGAACCUGUUCAUGUUGACAAUCUGUUUAUGUUGACAACCCGUUUAUGUUGACAGCCCGUUUAUGUCAUAGACCCAUCUCAAAUGUCAACAACCCAUUUAUGUUGUCAACCCAUUUAUUUCGUUCAUAUCGGCAACCUGUUUAUAUUGAGAAACUGUUCAUGUUGACAAUCUGUCUAUGUUGACCACUAUUUUAUGUCAACAACCUGUUUAUGGCAUCAACACAUCUAUCCUGUUUAUAUUGAGAUCCCGUUUGUCAACGACGCCCCAUCUACGUUGACCACCAUUUUAUGUCAACAACCCAUCUAUGACGACAACCUGUUUAUGUCAACACAUCUAUCCUGUCAACAACACCCUGUCUACAGUGACAGCCAGUUAAUAUUGGCAACCUGUUUAUGUUGACAACCCAUCGAUGUUGACAAGCCGUUUAUUUUGACAGAUCUUUUAUAUCGAUAACCCAUUUAUGUUGACCACCCGUUUAUGUCAGUGACAACAUGUUUAUGUUGACAGCCCAUUUAUGUCAUAGACCCGUCUCAAAUGUCAACAACCCAUUUAUGUUGUCAACCCAUUUAUUUCGUUCAUAUCGGCAACCUGUUUAUAUUGAGAACCUGUUCAUGUUGACAAUCUGUCUAUGUUGACAACCCGUUUAUGUUGACAGCCUGUUUAUGUCAAUUACCCAUCUUAAAUGUCAACAGCCCAUUUAUGUUUACCACCAUUUUAUGUCAACAACCAGUUUAUGGCGUCAACACAUCUAUCCUGUUUAUAUUGAGAUCCCCUUUAUGUCAACGACGCCCCAUCUACGGUGACAACCAGUUCAUUUUGGCAACCUGUCGAUGUUGACAGCCCAUUUAUGUCAUAGACCCGUCUCAAAUGUCAACAACCCAUUUAUGUUGACCUCCAUUUUAUGUCAACCACCCAUCUACGACGACAACCUGUUUCACUCGUCAACACAUCUGUCCUGUUUAUAUCGGCAACCCGUUUAUGUCAACAACGCCCCGUCUUCAGUGAUGACCAGUUCAUAUUGACAACCUGUUUAUGUUGACAAUAUGUCUAUGUUGACAGCUGGUUUAUGUCAUAGACCCGUCUCAAAUGUCGACAACUCAUUUAUGUUGACCACCAUUUUAUGUCAACAACCCAUCUAUGACGACAACCUGAUAAUGUCAUCACCGCAUCUGCCUAUAUUGAUACCGUUUAUGUUGACAGCCCAUUUAUGUCAUAGACCCGUCUCAAAUUUCAACAACCCAUUUAUGUUGCCCACCAUUUUAUGUCAACAACCCAUCUACGACGACAACCUGUUUAUGUUGUCAACACAUCUAUCCUGUUUAUAUCGGCAAACCGUUUAUGUCAACAACGCCUCAUUUACAGUGGCAACCUGUUCCUACUGGCAACCUGUUUAUGUUGACAACCCAUCGAUGUUGACAAGCCGUUUAUUUUGACAGAUCUUUUAUAUCGCCAAACCAUUUAUGUCGAACACUCGUUAAUGUCAGUGACAACCCGUUUAUGUUGCCAGCCCAUUUAUAUCAUAGACCCGUUUUAAAUGUCAACCACUCAUUUAUGUUGUCAACCCAUUUAUACCGUUCAUAUUGGCAACCUGUUUGUAUUGAGAACCUGUUCAUGUUAAGUCUGUCUAUGUUGACAGCCCGUUUAUGUCAACAACGCCCUGUCUACAGUGACAACCAGUUCAUAUUGGCAACCUGUUUAUGUUGACAACCCAUCUAUGUUGACAGCCCAUUUAUGUCAUAGACCCGUCUCAAAUGUCAACAACCCAUUUAUGUUGAUUACCAUUUUAUGUCAACAAUAGCGACAACCUGUUUAUGUUGUCAACACAUCUAUCCUGUUUACAUCGGCAAACCGAUUAUGUCAACAACGCCCCAUCUACAGUGACAACCUGUUCCUAUUGGCAACCUGUUUAUGUUGACAACCCAUCGAUGUUGACAAGCCGUUUAUUUUGACAGAUCUUUAAUAUCGACAACCCAUUUAUGUUGACCAUCCGUUUAUGUCAGUGACAACCUGUUUAUGGUGACACCCUUUUCAAAUUGAGAACCAGUGUAUGUGGGCCAACUCCUCAAAUCCUUGUGUUGACAUUACGAGAAAGCGCCAACUCAAGUCGACAUCGACCGCUUUUGUUGAAUUUGAGAAUCAAAGCAGUAAUUUCUAUGAAAAAUCCUUUCUUAUCCUCCAUUCUGUCCAUGAUGUCUCUUGACAAAGUCAUAAGUAAAAUGCAUAGUUUCAGUUAUGACACCAAACGCUUGUGUUGAUGCAAAUCAGUCAGUUUAAGGGACGUCGACUUAAACAGGUUCCACUGUAUUGGAUUUAAAAAAAAAAAAAAAGAUCCACUGUGAGCUUAGUGAAGAUUCUCAAGAAGAGAAAACAUUUAUGAAAAAAAGUCUAUUUUUCUAUUAAAUGACAUUUUGUAAAGAAAAACAAAGAUUAUAUUGUUUCAUGUUUACAAGCUUCAACGUGUCUUAAAGUGACAACAACAACGUUUCAAAUGAAAAUGUUUGCUACUGAUUGUGUUUCAUGGAAAUGUAUCCGCUUACUUGAAUACUUCAGAGGAGAAAGGAAGAAGAAAAAAAAGAAGAAAAAAAAAAAAACUUGGCCUAGCACGACAUGUGUUUGUGAGUGUGUGUGCGUGAAGUGGUUGUUUGCACUCAGAGGUUGAAAAAAAGUAUUCAUACCUUUUGAACUUAAACACAUUUUGUAACGACCACAAAGGAAAACAUUUUACUGGCAUUUGAUGUCAAAGAACAACAAUUGUAAAGGUGUUCAUUUUUAAUAAUAAAAUGGUGUAAAAAAAAAGAAAAGAAAAGAGUUCUAUGAUGCACGUCUUUUGUGGUAUUUCUCUACAACUUCCUAAUUUUCACACCAUACUGAGCACUUCUUAUUAGUAAAAAAAACAAAAAAAACAGGAAAUCAUUUUCCUUCUGCUUUAGUUGUGGGCAAUAAAAUGUGUGCAACAAUAUGUGGAAGGCGUAUGAAUAGUUUUUCAAGCCAAUGUACAUUUUUACUUGAAGCUGUUGCAAAAAAUAAUAUCUCAUUAAAAAAAGAAGAUUCAAGCUGUAUUUUAACUGACACACAUGAAUGCUAUUCAUUGGUUUAUUGAUGUUCAUUGGUAGGAAUUAUUAAUUACAAAUAAUUUGAUUAUAACCAUAUUAUUUAUGUAAAGGUUUUAUUAUCAUUUGUAUACCAAUCAGUGACGUGCGGUGAGGUUCAUGGCUGGUGAGGCACUGACUUCAUCACAGUCAGAUUUACAAACAUGUGAACCCUAAAGAGUAUCUUAUUCACCAUUUGAUUGGCAGCAGUUAACGGGUAAAGUUUAAAAGCUCAUCCCAGCAUUCUUCCCUGCUUGGCACUCAGCAUCAAGGGUUGGAAUUGGGGGUUAAAUCACCAAAAAUGAUUCCCGGGCGUGGCGCCGCUGCUGCCCACUGCUCCCCUCACCUCCCAGGGAGUGAGCAAGGGGAUGGGUCAAAUGCAGAGGACAAAUUUCACCACAACUAGUGUGUGUGUGACAAUCAUUGGUACUUUAACUUUACACUCACAAACUGUAGCACACAAAAAAGCACAUUUACUAAAAAAAAAACGUUAUUAUGGUCUUACCUUUACUUAUAAAUGAAGUCCAUGCGCAGCUCCAUUUGAACAAAAGCAUCGAUAACUUGUUUAUAGAAGUCUUCCUUAUCUUUCUUCAGUUUUAAAAGUCUCUCUGUCUCGAUGGAGAUCUUCCUUUAAGUAUUACCUCCUGCUUCGAUUGAAAGUCCAGUUUAGAAAACUGUUUUAUUAAACAAGUUGAAAAACUUAUUCGGGU
Messenger RNA from Nerophis lumbriciformis (worm pipefish), 6981 nucleotides. It is a transcript of the gene slc10a3, whose product is annotated as solute carrier family 10 member 3. The record is from RefSeq and is a predicted model, not a curated record. Gene Ontology annotation, cellular component: membrane. Gene Ontology annotation, biological process: bile acid and bile salt transport. Lineage: Eukaryota; Metazoa; Chordata; Actinopteri; Syngnathiformes; Syngnathidae. Gene Ontology annotation, molecular function: bile acid:sodium symporter activity.